This is a messenger RNA of Megalops cyprinoides (Indo-Pacific tarpon), 1246 nucleotides long. It is a transcript of the gene naxe, whose product is annotated as NAD(P)HX epimerase. The record is from RefSeq and is a predicted model, not a curated record. Bases 174 to 1019 code for a protein of 281 amino acids. Gene Ontology annotation, cellular component: mitochondrion. NCBI's taxonomy places the organism in Eukaryota, Metazoa, Chordata, Actinopteri, Elopiformes, Megalopidae. Gene Ontology annotation, molecular function: NAD(P)HX epimerase activity. The transcript is spliced from 7 exons.
UCCAUUUGCAACAACAGUGAGACUUUAUUAACAAGGAGUUAAUAUAUAAGGUACAUUUUCCCUGCAAAGUAGACACGUUUCCUUCUAACUUUGCACAAGAUUGCACAAAUACUCAUACACUAAUCUAUCAACGGUAACUGUGUACAGCGCUGACAUUGGGACACAUCCUCUGGAUGUUGGGGGUGCGGGCUCUGCUGGGGAUCGGGUUCCUGGUGACAUCUCGAGGAGGCGGGGUCAGAGGGGUGUGUCCGCUGCUAAGUGGCGCUAGCCUCCCUAGCAAGCAGUGUCCUAGAUAUCAGUCCUCUAUCAUGGCUCAACCAAUCAAACACCUUGGGCAGGAGGAGGCCCAGCGCAUAGAUGAGGAGCUCUUCACAGAGUACUGUUUCAGUGUGGAUCAGCUGAUGGAGCUGGCUGGACUGAGCUGUGCCACUGCGAUUGCCAAGGCCUACCCCCUGAACUCCUUGGUGAAAGCCACGCCCUCUGUGCUGGUGGUGUGUGGCCCAGGAAACAACGGAGGGGACGGCUUAGUCUGCGCCCGACACCUCAAGCUUUUUGGCUAUGAGCCCAGCAUUGUGUACCCCAAGCGGCCCAACAAGCCCCUGUUCAAGAACCUGACGGUCCAGUGUGAGAAAACGGACAUCCCUUUCCUAGCAGAGAUGCCCACUGAGGCAGAGGUGAUUGAUGAGGCAUAUAACCUGGUAGUGGACGCCAUCUUUGGUUUCAGCUUCCAGGGUGCGGUGCGGGAGCCCUUUGGCACCAUCCUGGAUACCCUGAGAAAGGCCACUGUUCCCAUCGCCAGCGUGGACAUCCCCUCAGGUUGGGAUGUGGAGAAGGGGAGCUCGGACGGAAUCCAGCCCGACAUGCUCAUCUCCCUCACUGCCCCCAAGAAGUCGGCAACUCACUUCCGUGGGCGUUACCACUUCCUGGGAGGACGCUUCGUGCCCCCUGCCCUGGAGAAGAAAUACCAGCUCAACUUGCCUCAGUACCCAGGCACCGACUGCGUUUACCAGCUGCCUUAGAGCCUGAGCACCAGCUGCAUGGACAACUUUGUGUGCUGACCUACCGCAUAUUGCACUACACUGGGAAGCGCUUUGAUCUGUUCCCUUGGGUUGAGAUAGUAGACAGUGCACAGCUGUUACGUUCUUUUACAGUGUAUCCUGAGGUGGACUUCGGGAGAUGGGUGAAUGCUAUCAGCAAAUGCUUAAUUAUGAAUGGUAUUCACAAUCUUGGAUUUGCUGAAUAAAGG